UUUUCACAGUGCAAGGACAGAAUUAAAAGCCUGGAGAAGGUGUUCACAGACCCUGAUAGAGAAAACAGGAUAAGAGUGCUGCCUGGAAAAGACCCCCCUAUACAAGAGCUCUUCAAAAAGAUAGAGGAGUUAGAAAUUCAGCUGGCUCGGAAAGAGGAGAAAUUGCUGGAGAAGGACUUUGUUUAUGAGCAAGUUUCCCGAAUGACAGAGAAAAUCAGCGUCAAGGCAGAAAAUGGCAAGGAGGAGACGUUAAUUUUGGCAAAAAAGAUGAACGUACUGCAAGAGAAAAUAAAGAGCACAACUCAGAAGAUGAUGGCUCUCAUUGCAGAGCUGUCAAUGCAUCAAGCCCUUGCCAUUAAACUGCAGCAAGAGAUGAGGGACAAAGAACAGCUUUUAAUGUGCAUUAUCUCUCGGCUGGAGAAAGGUCUUCCACCCCCUAGAGAAAUAGAGGUGGAAUGGCUCAAGGUUCUGCGGGACGAAAAAAUACGUAAAAUAGCAAGUGAAACCAAAGCAAAACAAGCCUUGGAAGAGGAACAGUCUGCCUUGCCAACUGCUGUACACACUACAGCUGAGCAGCGUCCUAACGCCUACAUCCCUGAUGAUGAAAAUGUUCUCCCACUGCCACGGCCCUAUGGAGCGCUGGCACCAUUCAAGCCAAGCGAGCCCAGUGCAAACAUGAGGCACAUGAGAAAGCCAGUUGUGAAACCGAUUGAAAUCUAAGUGACUCAACUUCUGUUGAAGGAGAGAACUGCUCAGAGAAAUGGUCUUUUUAUUCCAUAAAAGUUCCUCGGAAUAAAAGGGGCGGGCAUGCAAGUUUACGGCUUAGUAGCUCAAGUGAUGUUUUUGCCUCCUUGAAACUUCCUGAUUUCCCAAAACACCUAAUGAAAUAAAUAAUGUGUUGGCAAAAAAAAGUGUUGGCAAAAAGAUCAUUACGUUUUCAGUUUCUUAUGUUACGGCAAAUAUUGUCAUCGGUACACUUUUUUAUUCAUUUAGCGUGAAGACAUUUUAUGUAAUA
Molecule: messenger RNA, 1015 nt
Organism: Python bivittatus (Burmese python)
Lineage: Eukaryota; Metazoa; Chordata; Lepidosauria; Squamata; Pythonidae
Source: RefSeq, a predicted model, not a curated record